This is a messenger RNA of Aspergillus aculeatinus CBS 121060, 1867 nucleotides long. RefSeq lists its product as uncharacterized. The record is from RefSeq and is a predicted model, not a curated record. NCBI's taxonomy places the organism in Eukaryota, Fungi, Ascomycota, Eurotiomycetes, Eurotiales, Aspergillaceae. Bases 38 to 1594 code for a protein of 518 amino acids. The transcript is spliced from 2 exons.
GUUGAACUUGACAGCCUCCAAGAACGAACAGCUGGAUAUGAUACAGAGUGGCGUCUGCCUGCUUGAGAACCAAAACGCGAGCAGAAAGCAUCUGUAUAAGUGUACUGAAACCAUGGACACUACCCGGCCAACCACGAACCACAGCGUCAAAAUGAUCACUCCUCCGUACAAUACGAAGCGAUCCUCUUCUCCCAAUGUCAAAGUCCGCACAUUCGCGCAGCGCGGAGAGGCGGAGGAUCUUGACGACGGCAGACCGAGAAACUGCGAAAACAAGAACGCAAGCUCCCCUCCACGCCGUCAUUACGACAAGAAGCGAAAGACCGAGCGGAACAGUACGGACGCUCUCGAAGCAGCCUUGACCCUGCCCAGCUUUGCAUGUGCUGCCUCUCUCCUCGAUCCAAUGAAGUUCUCGCACGCAAGGGCCGCCGGCUCAGCGGAUAGACAGCACAUGGAUGUUGACCUGGCCAUGGUCCAUGAAGUGGACGAGCCAAGUAGCCUUCCAAGCACACUCUCUGUUUCUUCACCUUUGAAUGGUAUCGUGAGAAUCGCUGCUGGCGAAACGGCAGACACAGCCGACUGUGCUAUCCCACCACCGGCCUCCCACUCCUCCUUGAGACACACGUAUCGCACUUACAUUCCCAUUCUCAGCUCAGAGUAUCCCCUGAACUAUCUCUCCACUGAUCUCGAGCCUUGCGUAGCAGCAGAGACCCAGGUUGAUUACCAGAAUCAUCAUCAUUACCAUCAUUCUUUCUCAAGAACAGGUUUCCCCAUCUACGAAGACCCCGACGACAUCGAGAUUCAAUUCCAAGAGAUCAGAGUGAACGUCUUCGCUCCAUGGGACGAAGACAAGGAGAAUAUCGACGAGGGACUUUGGAACGGUGAGCCCGCAGAGGAAGGAGGAGGAGGAGGAGGGGAGAAUCAACACGAAGACAGCAGCACCCGUAACGGCAACACCCACAUCAUCGAGACCCAUGACCUCACCCUCAACACCAACCUGGACACGGACGCAGACAUGAACAUGGAGAUGGAUCUCGACCUUGAUCUCGAGAACAUCACCAUGUUCCCCGCCCCGGAGAACAGUCUCUUCAGCACGCCCACCACCCAACAUUCCAUGGACACAAAUGCCUUCAACUGGGAUGCCAACGCCAACCUCACCACCGUCCUCACCCCCAUCACAGGCGAUGCCAGCACCUCAUAUGCAGCGUUUUUCGACGAGCCCGAGGCCAUCGUCGGACCGUGGACGCACGUCCCGGACCUCGUGGCUCCUUUCUCGGUAGUGCACACGAGCCAAGAGCUGCCUAUGGAUAAUGGCACAGACCACGCUGCGCUGGCUCCAGUCGACGAAAUUACUAUCAACCCUCCUCCCGAGUUUGACUUCGCAGAGCAUGAUCAGGUCACGCCGGAUGCAAGUGGCCUCUGGCUACCCUGGUCCUCGCAGAGCCUGACAGCGUCGGAGAUGGCUGCGCUUGCGCUCUCGGUGGCGAGGCAGCGGGAGGAGCAGAUGCAGGGAGAUCAGAUGCAGCAGCAGACACAGACACAGAUUGAUGCGGCUGCGGGAGGCAAAAAGGUCCGCCGUGGUACGAGAAGACUGUAGGCUGUGCUUGCUUGCUUGAGCUUGUAGAUGAACUCUGUGUGUAAGUGUGUAUUUUUCUGCGGGAUCCCAGCCCUAAUGAAGGAUGAAAUGGGACGAGACGAAAAGCUGGGAAUGCCUAUGGUGUUGAUCGCUUUGCUUGCAUGUUUAUGUGUUUGAGUACUCUCUAUGCAUUGUUUCGGAUUGCAGGCGAAUACCGGGGUUAUUGUUUGAUGACUGGUUUGUAUUGUAUUCUGAAGCUUAAGUAGAAGCAUAGCCUGACGUUUUAGUACUUAU